Messenger RNA from Adineta steineri, 1212 nucleotides. NCBI's taxonomy places the organism in Eukaryota, Metazoa, Rotifera, Eurotatoria, Adinetida, Adinetidae. The record is from the annotation of a GenBank genome assembly.
UUUCGUCCAGAUGGUAUUGCUUAUUUAUUAAUAUUAAUUGGUGAAGCAUUACUCAAUAAACCAAAAUUAUGUGAAAAGAAUGGAAAUCUACGACAACCAACACAAUCCACAUUUAACGAAUUAGCAUCGACAUUAUUUCGAGAUGUUUUUAAAAAAAAUUUGCAAUUACAACAAAAAGCAAAACAAUUAGAUGCACAAGUACAAAAAAAACAUUUAAAUCAUUUAAGUUUAAAUAAAGUUCAAAUUUUUUGGCGUUCAACAGUAUCAUCAAAAUAUUCAUCUUAUGUUUAUUCAAUAUCGGAAGAAUAUUUUAAAGAUGCAUUAAAAACACCAUUUACAACACGAUUAGAUGAAUUAGGUGAUAUAGCACGUUUAAAUUAUGCAAUAACACAAAUAAUUAUUGGUGGUGAGGAUAAUUUAGACGAAGGUCCAGAAACAAUUCUAGAAAUAAAACGUAAACAAAUUAUUACAGAAAAUAAUCAAUUUUUUAAAGUAUCACAAUUAACAAUGCAAGCAAUUGAUGAUUUAGUUAUGGCAUUUGGUCUUAAACCAAAAUCAUUAAUUGACAAUGAUUUAUUAGCAUUAGAAAAUAAAGUUUUAUUUGAAAAUAUAAAUAUUAUUAUGAUCGGAAAUGUUGCAAUCAAUUGUGAAUAUAUUAAAAGUGUAUCAAAUGCAUCACAACAAUUAGAAGCAUUUUGUGAAUUAUCUAAUAUGCAAAUUAUUUUAACACAAAAAGAAUUUACUGAAAAAAUUAAAGAUUUAUUUAUUAAUGAAUCAUUAACGGAUAAGAUUCAACGUAUAAUGAUUAAUGAUGGAAUAAAUAAUAAUAAUAUUAAUGAUUGGUUCAAUGAACAUUUCUGUAAGCAACAAUGGAUUUUAUCUGAAAUACAUUUGCCAAUCUUAUCAUAUAUUUUCAAGGUAGAAAUUCAUAUUUGUUCGAUUGAAAUAAAUUCAAUUUAUGGACGAGUAUUUGUCGAACACAGUCAUAAUACAUUUGAUUCAUCGAGUAUCUUUGUUGUGUUAGAUGAUAAAAAGAAUAUCAUUUGCUUAUUUAGAACAUGUGAAUUAAAAUUAAAUUAUUUACUUGAUCAAUUACGUUUAGUUAAAGAUAAUCAAUCAAAAAUUCGUUUAUAUCAUCAAAUAGCUUUAUAUUAUCGUUUAAACGCUGAAUAUUAUGAAACUAUACAUCGAUUAAAAGCUUUACCAAUGUGA